This is a messenger RNA of Nicotiana attenuata, 1244 nucleotides long. RefSeq names its product transcription factor TCP10-like. The coding region runs from base 63 to 1145 and encodes 360 amino acids. NCBI's taxonomy places the organism in Eukaryota, Viridiplantae, Streptophyta, Magnoliopsida, Solanales, Solanaceae. The transcript has a single exon. Gene Ontology annotation, biological process: regulation of secondary shoot formation. The record is from RefSeq and is a predicted model, not a curated record. Gene Ontology annotation, molecular function: DNA-binding transcription factor activity; sequence-specific DNA binding. Gene Ontology annotation, cellular component: nucleus.
GAUUUAAAAGUCAAUAAAUAGAAGAAAGCAAGAAGAAAAUUACUUCAAAUCUGGAUUUUCCAAUGAAUCAUCAGCUUCAAGUAUCAGAUGAAGAAUAUAAAUCAUCGUCAGAAGAAGAAAAAGAAAAGCAAGAGGUUGUUUUUCAAGAAAAUAUCCUCCCAAGUCAUUACCAAAACCAACAUUUUCACCAAUUCUGUCAAACACAUGCAGAUUCCCACUACGCAAAAUUGGCUAAUUUCACUUCCCCUAGUGCAACCUUAGUCCCAAAGCACCAAAACAACACACAAUGGUCAAGUUACAAACAAGAAAUCAAGAAUGUAUCACCAAAAAAGAAGCCAAAUAGAACCAAUACAGAUGUGAUAGAAGUCCACAGAAGCCGCAUUGUCCGAGCUACAGGACGAAAAGACCGGCACAGCAAGGUUUCAACAGCUAGCGGUCCGAAGGACAGACGAGUGAGGCUCUCACCAAACACUGCAAUUCAGUUCUAUGAUGUUCAAGACCGACUUGGCUAUGACCGUCCAAGUAAGGCCAUCGAUUGGCUAAUUAAAAAAGCUAAAGCUGCAAUUGAUGCACUUGAAAAUAAUCCUUUUCAAGUCCUCUCCAGGAAGAUUGACUCGACAAAUAAAGCACUGAGUUGGCGAACUAUAAAUGCUGAAAACGAAGAAGGCCAAUUGAUUCUUGAACAGAGUCCAAAAGUUAGUCAAGAAUAUAGCGACAUUCCAAAAUAUGAAUGUGAAGUUCAUAAUGACAACCCAAAUGGGAAUUUGAGCUUGUUUUCAUCAGUUAAUGACACCACGAUUCAAUCUGUAAGUGAUUUUCAGAGAUACCAACAAGGCCAUUUUCACUCAGAAAUCAAAAACGAAGACCAAGGCAACUUUUUCAAUUUUCAGUCGUCUCAAAAUGAGUUAAGAGAGAAUUCAACAUUCAGCUUUUUAUCGCAUAAUUUCCCUUCAGUUUUAGGCCAAAACCAGCUGUUUUAUCAGAGGGAAUCCCUUCAGUCCAGUGAUUUUAGUGUUCCAUUGAACACUCAGUUUCAGACUGUUUCUUAUGCUAACAAUGGAUUUGUCAAUGAAGAAGAGGAACAUGGUACAUUUUCCACUCCUUCAGCCAUUAAGGCAACUACACUUCUACAUUAUCAAGAUUAGCCUUUCACCAAGUCCAUGACUUAUAACAUUUUUUUUUGAGCUGAUAAUUCCCCACUUCUUCCCAAAAUGAGAUAUGAGUUCUUGGGCAUGUCUUUUUAA